AUGGCAGAUUUGAAGUCAAAAAUCACUCUGAAACUUCUGAUCGAUGUUCGUAGCCACAAAGUUCUUUUCGGUGAGGCUGGUAAAGACUUCGUAGAUUUCUUGUUCAGCCUUCUGACUCUCCCACUAGGUUGUGUUAUUAAGCUCGUCUCUCCUCCAACUAUGAUUGGAUCAAUUGGAAAACUCUAUCAAAGCGUUGAAAAUCUUAACGAGAUUUAUCUUGUAGCAAACAGAGCCAAAGCCUCUUUACUUCAACCCGAAGUGCCCACUUCUUAUGUUACAAAUCAUUUGCUUCUUGGCACAGAAGCCACCGUUGUGGUUCCAUCGGGCUCCAGUGUAGGGCUCAAAUACUAUCUUUGUAAUUAUUGCAAUAGAAAAGUCACUACUGUGAGAAAUACCCUGUGCCCAACCUGCAAGUGUGCGAUGGUCACCGAAAUCGCCUUCGUGGCUCCAUCGGGUUCUGCUUCUUCUUUUAGUUCUGAAAAUGCAGGGGAGGGUGUUGGAGGCUUUGUAAAGGGAGUGGUCACCUACAUGAUUACAGAUGAUUUGGAAGUAACACCAAUGUCUGCGAUCUCCAGCAUUGCUCUUAUCAAUCGCUUCAUCAUGAAAAAGGAUGUCCAACUAGAGGAGAAGGUGGUUGCCGUCGGCAUGGAAGAGGGACUUGCUUUGCUUAGGGCUUCAUUAGACUCACCAACCGCUUUGACUGAUGUUUUCUGCUCCCCUAAGAAGAAGGAAAAGCCUCCAUCUUCCUCUAUUGUGGAUGGCGAUGAUGACUAA
Messenger RNA from Dendrobium catenatum, 774 nucleotides. RefSeq lists its product as uncharacterized. Lineage: Eukaryota; Viridiplantae; Streptophyta; Magnoliopsida; Asparagales; Orchidaceae. The transcript has 2 exons. The coding region runs from base 1 to 774 and encodes 257 amino acids. The record is from RefSeq and is a predicted model, not a curated record.